AUGUCUUUCUCAUCGUUGGUCUCAGAUAUUGCGUACCGCAAAGAUGCGGAGCGCGGUGACGACAAGCAGUCACAGAUCUCGCGGGCCCGGUCCUACGCCAGCACCGCAGCGACAAGCGUCAGCAUCACUGGGGACAUCAAGAGCCAGCUUCACGGAGGAUAUAGCCACCCUCUUGCUCGCGCGUGGCAGGCAGAACGGCAAUUGACAAAGUCUAUGCUCAUCUACCCUCUCUUCAUAUCCGACCAGCCUGACGAAGAGACCGUUAUUCCCGCCCUGCCGAACCAGCACCGUCGUGGACUGAACAAGCUCGUGCCGUAUCUGCGACCGCUCGUAGAGAAGGGUCUAAAGUCGGUCAUACUGUUCGGUGUGCCUCUUGCACCGGGAGCGAAGGAUGCAUUAGGAACCAGCGCUGAUGACCCCAAGGGUCCGGUCAUAAAGGCCAUUCGAUUACUCCGCCGCACAUUCCCCGACCUGUUCGUGGUCGCCGAUGUCUGCCUUUGCGAGUACACCUCACACGGUCAUUGCGGUAUUCUGCGCGACGACGGCAGCCUUAAUAAUGCCUUGUCGGUAGACAGAAUCAGCGAUGUCGCCAUGGCAUACGCUGAGGCAGGUGCUCACUGCGUCGCUCCUUCCGAUAUGAAUGAUGGCCGCAUUCGAGCCAUCAAGCUCAAGUUGAUCGAGGCGGGCAUUGCCCACCAAGUCGUGCUGAUGUCUUACUCGGCCAAGUUCUCUGGUGUUCUAUACGGACCAUUCCGCGAUGCGGCAGGCUCAUGCCCGUCAUUCGGCGACCGCAGAUGCUACCAACUUCCUCCUGGCGGCCGUGGUCUCGCCCGAAGGGCCAUUGUCCGUGACAUCAACGAGGGUGCCGAUAUUAUCAUGGUGAAGCCCGCUAGCCAAUAUCUCGACAUUAUCAGCGAUGCCAAAGACCUUGGCAAGGACAUGCCCAUCGCUGCGUACCAGGUGUCGGGCGAGUACGCUAUGAUACACGCCGCAGCCAAGGCCGGUGUAUUUGACUUGAGAGCGAUGGCCGAAGAGGCAACUCAGGGUAUCUUGCGAGCGGGUGCUUCCAUUGUUGUGAGCUACUUCACGCCCGAGUUCCUUGACUGGCUGAGCGAAAACUAG
Molecule: messenger RNA, 1122 nt
Organism: Didymosphaeria variabile
Lineage: Eukaryota; Fungi; Ascomycota; Dothideomycetes; Pleosporales; Didymosphaeriaceae
Gene: HEM2
Product: Aminolevulinate dehydratase
Exons: 2
Coding region: 1-1122 (373 amino acids)
Biological process (GO): heme biosynthetic process
Cellular component (GO): cytosol
Molecular function (GO): zinc ion binding; porphobilinogen synthase activity
Source: RefSeq, a predicted model, not a curated record